AAAUAAAAGAAGAGGAACCAGAAACCUGGAGAAUAAAACACGAGGAACAAGGAGAGUUUAUUGAUGAAGGUGAGGAGAACAAAAAAUGGAGUGAAGUUGAGGAAAAAACUGGAGAAAAACCUUUGAGUUGCUCUCAAACCAAACAGAAAGAUCUAAAGAAAAGCAGAGCCAAGAAAACUUUCACAUGUAAUCAAUGUGGAAAUAGUUUUGCACACUUAACAACCCUUAAGAGACAUAUGAGAAUCCACACUGGAGAAAAACCUUAUAAGUGUUCACACUGUGACAAGAGAUUCAGAUACUCAUCGCAUCUAAAAACACAUAAGAUGUUCCACAAUGGAGAAAAACCUUAUAAGUGUUCACACUGUGACAAGACAUUCAGAUACCCAUCGCAUCUAAAAACACAUGAGAUGUUCCACACCGGAGAAAAACCUUAUAAGUGUUCACACUGUGACAAGAGAUUCAAUGGGUCAAAAGACCUGAAAACACAUGAUAGGAUCCACACUGGAGAGAAGCCUUUUAAGUGUUCACACUGUGACAAGAGAUUCAAUAGGUCAACAGACCUGAUAACACAUGAGAGGAUCCACACUGGAGAGAAACCUUACGAGUGUUCCCUUUGUGACAAGAGAUUCAAACAGUCGUCACAUCUAAAAAAACAUGAGAGGAUCCACACUGGAGAGAAAUCUUAUAAGUGUUCACAUUGUGACAGGGGAUUCAAUAGGUCAACAGACCUGAAAACACAUGAGAGGAUCCACACUGGAGAGAAGCCUUAUAAUUGUUCACAUUGUGACAGGAGAUUCAAUAGGUCAACAGACCUGAUAACACACGAGAGGAUCCACACUGGAGAGAAACCUUACAAGUGUUCACAUUGUGACAAGAGAUUCAAACAGUCGUCACAUCUAAAAACACAUGAGAGGACCCACACCGGAGAGAAACCUAAUAAGUGUUCACAUUGUGACAAGAGAUUCAGUAGGUUAGUAGACCUGAAAACACAUGAGAGGACCCACACUGGAGAGAAACCUUAUAACUGUUCACACUGUGACAAGAGAUUCAAUAGUUCAUCAAGUCUGAAAAUACAUGAGAGGUUCCACACUGGAGAGAAAUUGUACACAUGUAAUCAGUGCGAGAAGUGUUUCACACGCUCAUUACAACUUAAGGAUCACAUGAACAUCCACACUGGAGAGAAACCUUAUAUGUGUUCACACUGUGAAAAGAGAUUCAAUAAUUCAUCAAGUCUGAAAAUGCACGAGAGGCUCCACACUGGAGAGAAACUGUACACAUGUAAUCAGUGUGAGAAGUGUUUCACACGCUCAUCAAAUCUUAAGAAUCACAUGAACAUCCACAUUGGAAAGAAACUGUUCUCAUGUGAUCAGUGUAAUAAAACAUUUUUGACGGCUUCAGACCUGAAGAAACACCUGACAGUUCAUACAAAGGAGACGCCAUAUUCAUGUUAUUUGUGUGGAGAGAGUUUUUCACAUUUUUCAAUUUUGAAAAUACAUCAGAAAACACAUACUGGUGUAAAAAAGCACAAGUGCUCUGAGUGUGAAAACACUUAUACUUCAGCGGGUGGUUUAAAACAGCAUGAGAGGAUCCACACUGGAGAAAAACCUUAUGAGUGUUCACACUGUGACAAGAGAUUCAAUCAUUCAACACAUCUGAAAACACAUGAGAGGAUCCACACUGGGGAAAAACCUUAUAAGUGUUCACACUGUGACAAGAGAUUCAGUCAGUCAGUACACCUGAAAAUGCAUGAGAUGACCCACACUGGAGAGAAACCUUAUAAGUGUGCAUACUGUGACAAUAGUUUCAGUCAGUCGUCAAACCUGAAAACACACGAGAGGAUCCACACUGGAGAGAAACCUUAUCACUGCACUGAAUGUGGGAAGCACUUCAGUCAUUCAUCUGCUCUACACAUACAUGCAAAAAACUAUCACCGUAAGGCCCCUUACAAACAGAGAUGCAUUUAGAUGUACAUGUACAAAUUUUGUAUCCUCUUGGUGUGUCCUCUAGAGGGAUUCUGCGUUUUGGCAGCAUGAAACUGCUAAUUUUUCUUAACAGGUCCCAGAGUGGAUCAAUCUGAAAAUGACACCUUUUGCAUUUUUGUGUGUAAAGCCAAUCAAAAUAUUUUGUGAAACAAUGAAGUAGGGGUGUGUGAUAUGGUAAUUUUUGAUUAUUAACAAUAAUAAUGCGUUUGCACUCUGCUUUUGAAGAAAUGUUGUAGUAUCAUGCUACAGUGUACAUUGUCAGCUGCAGUUCUUAGGGUUGCCACCCGUCCCUUAAAAUAUGGAAUCGUCCCAUAUUUGAGAAUAAAGUAGCGCGUUCCUUUUUGAAUCGAUACGGGACGGGGUUUGUCCCGUAUUUUCGGUGUUGUCUUCAUUGCAGCAUCUCAUGCAGAUCAUCCCACAGGCAUUCUGUGAAGACUUGUCCUAUUCUGCCCCUGAUUGAGUAAUACUCACUGCCAUCGGUGGAUUGAUUGGUCUGUUUCAGGUUCACGGCCAAUCUGAGUCAGAGGAGGGCGGGUCUCUUGUCAGAGAGUCGAUUUGAAAGAAUGGAGGAGGCUGAUCAAGAUACGCCCCCAGCGUCCAGAGCUGAAACGAAAGCGGAUGCAAAGGACCGACAAAAUUGGGAAGAAUCAAAUCCUUGGCUGGAAAGUGUGUAAAGCACAAUUUGUCGGCGAGGGUUCUCUGUUUCGCACGGUGGCUUGUCAGAUGUGUGACAGCAUGCCUCGGGAGAACAACAUUCAUACACUUUACAAUAAGGUUCAUUUAUUAAACAUUAGUGGAUUAACUAACAUGCACUAACAAUGAGUAAGCAAUACAUUUGUUACAGUUAUUAAUCUUUGUUAAUGUUAGUUAAUAGAAAUAAAUCUGUUCAUUGUUUGUUGAUGUUAGUUCAGUGCAUUAACUAAUAUUAACAAGAUU
Messenger RNA from Carassius auratus (goldfish), 2918 nucleotides. Its product is annotated as zinc finger protein 271-like. Gene Ontology annotation, biological process: regulation of transcription by RNA polymerase II. Lineage: Eukaryota; Metazoa; Chordata; Actinopteri; Cypriniformes; Cyprinidae. Gene Ontology annotation, molecular function: RNA polymerase II cis-regulatory region sequence-specific DNA binding; DNA-binding transcription factor activity. Bases 237 to 1964 code for a protein of 575 amino acids. The transcript has 2 exons. The record is from RefSeq and is a predicted model, not a curated record.